AUGCUUGUGUUGGACGGCAAAAGUUGUGACCUAAAUAAACUCAUUCAAUCUGUGCAUGUUGCGGUGUUCAUUAUGUUGUCCUUUUCGAUUGGCAUCAUGAGUUCGUUGACAGAGGCGUUAUCAGAGGCGAUGAGUUCGAAAUCCCCAGAUGAAAUCCGCAACGUCUGUCUAAUUGCUCAUGUUGAUCAUGGUAAAACGAGCUUCGCUGAUUCUCUAGUCUCAACAAACGCUAUCAUAUCCGCUAGAAUGGCUGGAAAGCUACGAUUUUUGGACAGUCGCGAGGAUGAACAGACUCGUGGAAUCACAAUGAAAGCCAGUGGAAUUUCAUUACUAUAUGGUCCAAUGUUAGUGAAUCUCAUGGAUAGUCCCGGUCACGUUGAUUUUUCCUCAGAAGUUACUUCGGCUCUAUUACUUUCUGACAUUGCAUUACUACUAGUUGAUGUUGUUGAGGGAGUAUGCUCACAAACUCAAGCCUUACUGCGACAGUCUAUUACUCAUGGACAAACGGUCAUUUUAGUCAUUAACAAAAUGGAUAGACUAUGUGUGGAACUAAAAUUGGAAGCAUCGGAAGCGUAUACUCAUAUUGUUCGACUUCUUGAAGCUAUUAAUAGUUGUGUUAGUCAGGUGGUGCAGUGCAUGAUGCUUGAGGACGAUUCGGCGAGUAACAUUGAAGAAAUUGAGGCCGCGCUGUAUUUCAAUCCUACUCAAGGUAACGUCUUAUUUUCCUCGGCUGUGCAUGGGUAUUGCUUCGGAGUGGAAGACUUCUCCGAAAUCUACACAGAAAAAUUGAAAAUUCCGAAAGCUGAUUUGACCGCGGCAUUAUUUGGAAAUUUCUACAUUGCCGGGGGCAAGAUUAAGAACGAAGCUACAUCUCACGGCAAAAAACCGCUAUUCGUUCAACUCGUACUGGAACCUCUGUGGACACUGCACGACUGUGGGCUGAUUUCCAAUGACCUGCCGAAGUUGGUCGAGCUGACCAGUAAAUUAGGAGUCCAGAUAAAAUCACGUCGUAUCUUGGAGGCAUUUGAUGAGGCAAUGAGGGCGUGGCUUCCGCUUCCGCGCUCGUGUUUCCGAGCUUGUGCCCGGGCACCUUCGGCUCGAACUGCUUUUCGUAACAACCAUAGAAUGCAAUACCUCGUCGGGAACAGUGGCAACCACCCGCUCGGCAUCUCCAUCCAAGAAUGCUCACCUACAGGUGUUACUGUUCUGCUUGUCGUAAAGUUUAUGCGUACAGAAGGCCGAAAAUUCGCGAUUUGCCGAGUUUUUAGUGGAAAAAUUGCUGCUGGAGAUGAACUGUAUUUGCUGGGAAGAAAGGGUCUUAAAGAAGGCACAGAAAUACCAAAAAUUAUCGUGGAAAGUGUAUGGGCACUACGUGGUCGCGACCUCCUACCCCUCAAAUCGGCGACAUCAGGUGUGAUCUGUGCCAUUGAAGCGCAUGGAUUGGUUCAGAAUGCUACCUUAUGUAGUGAACAAGUUAGCGAAGGGCUGGAUGUCGGCGUAAAACGGGGAGAACCGUUGGUGAGAGUCUCGGUUAACACCGCCAAUUUGGACGACAUGGAUAGGCUUAAGGAAGACCUAAAAGUGCUUGCAGUCUUAGAUUCGAGUCUGAGGGUUCUUGAACUAGAUAACGGAGAGCUAACCAUGAUUACAGCUGGUGAGGUGCAUCUGCAGAAAUGCUUGAAAGACUUGGAGGAAUUUGGAUUUACUGAUUUGCAGGUCUCCAAGCCAGUAGUACCAUUUUUGGAGACGAUUGUUCCAGAUCCACCACUGACAGGUGCCCAAAUUCAAGAACAAUGCACGGAAUGUCAUCUCCGAGGUGACUCGUUAUAUAUUCGUCUGAGAGUUGCGCCUCUUCCGGAUGAGAUAGUUUCUCUGAUGGAGAAGUCCAGUGAAAUUCUUCAAGCCAUAAAAAGAGGAAAUGUUGAUGAUGAUUCGUUGGUAGCAUUCAGAUCGAAACUAUUGGCUGUUUGCGAGCAACAUCUACCUUCAUUUCGAGGAUCAUGGUGGUACAGGAAGAGCAAAGCGGAGAUCACCGAAAUCAUAGAAAACAUUUGGAGUUUUGGUCCUGACCGAGCUAAGGCCAACAUCUUGUUCAACGGAAUCCCGGAUUAUCAGAGGAAAUCCAUUUGGGAAACUAGAUCCGAAUCACGAUGUCGUCCGUUUGAUCAGGCUAUCAUAUCUGGUUUCGAGUUGUUUGUAACAGCUGGUCCGUUAUGUCAUGAAGUGAUGAGAGGGGUGGCCGUAAUCGUGGAAGAGUGGAAAGUGAAUGAGGAUGACGCCGCUGUAGCUGGUCAACUGAUGACAGCGAUGCGCGCCACAUGCAGGGCUGGAGCGGAAAAAUUGGCUUUGCGAUUGGUCGCUGCGAUGUACAAAUGCACUGUGACCACUGCAAGCCAAGCACUCGGGAAAGUCCAUGCUGUCCUUGCCCAGCGAAAGUCUAAGGUCCUCAACGAGGACAUAAACGAGGCAACCGGUCUCUUUGAAGUGACAGCAUUAAUGCCGGUAGUGGAAUCGUUUUCGUUUUGUGACCACCUUAGGAAGAAUACAUCUGGAAUGGCUAGUGCUCAACUAGAAUUCAGCCAUUGGCAGCUCAUAGAUGAGGACCCAUAUUGGCAACCAUCGACAUUGGAAGAAAUGGAGGAGUUUGGAGUAAAAGGAGAUUCUCCCAACCAUGCUCGUGGAUAUAUGGAUGCUGUAAGACGCAGGAAAGGAUUGUCAACAGAUGACGUCAUUGUCGUGUCCGCGGAAAAGCAGCGGAAUUUGAAGAAGAAUAAGUAG
Molecule: messenger RNA, 2778 nt
Organism: Necator americanus (New World hookworm)
Lineage: Eukaryota; Metazoa; Nematoda; Chromadorea; Rhabditida; Ancylostomatidae
Exons: 25
Coding region: 1-2778 (925 amino acids)
Biological process (GO): cytosolic ribosome assembly
Cellular component (GO): cytosol; ribonucleoprotein complex
Molecular function (GO): ribosome binding; GTP binding; GTPase activity
Source: RefSeq, a predicted model, not a curated record